Mizuhopecten yessoensis (Yesso scallop) is the source of this 3407-nucleotide messenger RNA. RefSeq names its product E3 ubiquitin-protein ligase MIB2-like. The annotation marks the transcript as partial. Lineage: Eukaryota; Metazoa; Mollusca; Bivalvia; Pectinida; Pectinidae. The transcript is spliced from 14 exons. Gene Ontology annotation, cellular component: cytoplasm. Gene Ontology annotation, molecular function: ubiquitin-protein transferase activity; protein binding. Gene Ontology annotation, biological process: protein ubiquitination. The record is from RefSeq and is a predicted model, not a curated record.
UGGGCGCUGUCUAAGGUGGACACGUUCAAGGUCAACGACAUCGUGCGUGUCCUUGGAGACAAGAAAAGGGUUGAGCUGAUGCAAAAGAACCAUGGAGGCUGGGAUGAAGAGAUGGAUAAGGCGAUCAAUAAGGUGGGUCGAGUCGUCAAGAUCGACUCAGACGGGGAUGCUGCAGUUGCGUUCGGACAACAGACCUGGGUAUUUAACCCUGCUUGUCUCCGUCCAGCACCAGGAGUCAACACCGACACCCUAGAGGUUCAGGAGGAUUUCAGCACCUCCCGGUCAUCAGGCACGGCUGCCGAUGAUAUGUCAGAUGGAUUGACCCGUAUGAUCGCACAUCUUUUGGUACUGGACGCUUUGGCAGGCAGAGCUGUCGGACCGGAACAGAUCGUCACAGCAGCUGCUAAAGGCAAUGUGUCGGUUGUCAAAAGCCUGCUCGAAAAGAACAAAGAUCUGGCUAACUGCACCUUUAAGAACCUGACGCCUCUGAUGAUAGCCGCGCAUGAAGGUCACGAGGAGGUGGUCAAACUUCUGGUGAACAAUGGCGCCAAAAUUAAUGCCGAAAACGCUGAGAAAAGCACGGCACUACUGACCGCCAUAGCCGGGAAAGAGGAGACUAUUGCCACCUAUCUAGUACAGAAAGGUGCCAAUGUGAAUGCGGCAAACAGACACGGCCGCUCGACAGCCCACACUGCCGCGUACGAGGGCAUGAACAACAUUCUCAAAGUGGUGCUGGAAAAGGGCUGCAAUCCAAACGUUCAGGAUGCCGAUGGGGACACGCCUCUGCAUGAUGCCAUACUGAAGCGGAACGACAGGGGAGUUAACCUGCUACUCAGUCACCCGAACCUUGAUGCCAAAGUCACUAACCAAGGGGGCUUCACCACCCUACAGUGGGCCGCGUUAAAAGGCAACGAGUUUGCAACAGAGAGGAUUCUGAGUAAGGCCCCUGCAGUAGUGGACGUUAAGAAGACUGAUGGACACUCGGCCCUACACAUCGCCGCCAUCAACAACCACAGCCAGAUUGCCAGUCUCCUUAUCCUCAAGGGCAAAGCUACCAUUGACAUCAAGAACCAGGAAAACUUGACGCCAUUACACCUUGCCGCUCACCAGGGUUACCUCGAGACCGUACAGGUACUACUACAGAACGGCGCCUCCGUGACCGUGACUGACCAGGAUGGAGACACGCCUCUUCACGUGGCACUGAUGGGACACAGGGGCGGGGCAGGGGACCCAUUGCUACAGCUGUUUGGCCUAACGAUGCGCGCCAAUGUUCAAGAAGACAACGAACGCUGUAAGGUGGCGGGUAAGCUCAUAGAGAAGGGAGCUAACCCUCAAGCCAGGAACAACAGAAACAAGACCCCCCUCGAAGUCUGUCGCAGUGAAAGGGUGAAGGAGGCCGUCAGCAACUUCGCCGCAAAAAUGCGUCCCUCGAGGCGACCCCAGGCAGCCCAGCGUACCCUAGGGGAACAGUUACUGGCUGACCUAUUCUCGGAGCUCCCUUUACCAUGCGCUUUGUGUAAGGAGCGCUUGUCGGACGCACGGUUUCUCCCUUGUCGUCACAAGGUGUCGUGUAGGACCUGUUGCCUCAAGUUCCGGUGCUGUCCGAUGUGUAAACAGGAUGUUGCUCGAUGCGUGGGCAUGGACGGCAGACAGAUUGUGGAGGUUCCUUGUCAUGUGCAGUAAUAUUCUCGGACUUGAGUCGUGUCCUUGUCACUGAGUUGUUCCCCUUUGGGGAUACAGACGGUUGUAGCUAAUUAGUUAAGUUACUAGUGACUCUAUAUCCCUGUAUAAUGUGUUAUAAACGUACUCACAUGUAGUGUUUAAUUGUAACCAAUUAAUAGGACAGUGUUCUAUUUCUUAUCGACAUAUUAAUAAAUAUUUAUAUAAGAUUCUAUGACAAAACGUGAUAUACCGGGAACGUCUAUAAAUGUCUCAUUGUGACUUCGUGAAGAGGAAAAUAGUAAAUAGUUGGCUUAAUAACGGGUUCCUUUGAAGGAAGUUGAAGACAGGAACUGUUAGAAAAUAAAGGAAAAACUUCGAGAAAUGGUAGGCUAAAGUAAGUCGGUAAAUAUAUGUAUACGUUACGUUAUCUCUGAUACUGAGAUAAUGUUGAGAGUAAACCUUAGGUGAGCGUAUCUGAUUUAGGAAUCAGCGGUCAUUACCACUAUAACUCGACUAGAGCUGUAAAUGGGUGUGACACACUGAUGUCAUUGUUAAAGGUAUCAUUCACGAUCGAGUCUUAGAGACCGAAAAACUACAAAUGUACGCUUUUCCAUAAAUCAGAUUAAAUCUAAUCAUUAACAACCGAUUUCAUUUAUGGAAAAUGUAGAUAAUUUUUAUGUAUCAAAAUAUCUUAUCAAAUUAUUUCCAAAACUAAUAUGUCUGUUUUACAGUGCAUAUUUACAUGUAUUAAGAAAAUAAUAGUUAUUCGCUCGGCUAACAAUUGUGUUAGUUAUGAUAAUUAAUGUAAACUAAACAAAUACACUGUUACUGAUUGCAUUCAGCCAAAGUGAUUCAGUGUUUAAUGUAAAUUACCCAAUAGGAGGUAGUGACAAUGUCGGGAGAAUUAGAGGAUGAAUUACCAAGGAUAGAUAAUAACACGUUGUAAAAACUGGAGAUACUUAUAUUUGAUUGGAGAAAAAAUGUAUAUGUCAAAGCGAGAUAAUAUCGGAUUAUAGAUAUGAUGGGGGGAGGGGAUAUAUAAUGACUACAGGCUGAACUGUGAUACUGACGACGUUGUUUAUCUGGUUGUUUCAUGUUUAAUGUUUUUUACUAAAGAAAGUACUGCUUAAUGUUGAAAAAAAAUGUAAAUAUUGAACUACUGUUAUUGUAUUGUAUGGCUGUCCUCGAGGACUGAGAGUCUACCGACCUAUUUCUAGUUACUAAUUGGCGUUAGGAGUCAAACAUCUAACGCCAAUUAGUCAAUAGAAAUAAGUCGGUAGAAAGCCUCUCUUUGAGAGUUUAUAAGGUCUAUUUACUGAGCCAUUCAUUACAUUACAUAGACAUGUUUUAUGCUGAAACUAUUUUGUCAUUUAUCCUGCAUUGUAUUAAUGUGAUGUUUGGUUUCCAGGAAUUGUCUGUACUGCGAAUUUCUUUGAAUAUGUUUUGAUUGUUGUUUUAAUUGUACGCGGUAAAUUAGAUCUAGAACACGGAGUAUAUGAUAAGUUGAUACCAUUGGCUGUGUGUUUGAAUACUAUGGAACCUCGUUAGUACUGUGUACUACAUAUUCACGACACCUGGAUUAAUGUUACAGCCAUUAUUGGUAGUCGCGACCAGUAGCGCUCCAUAACGUAGUCGUAUAUUAUAUGUUUUAAUUUGACUAUUAUGUUGUAGUUUUAAUUUGACUAUUAUGUUGUAGUUUUAAUUUGUCGUGGUUCAUCUUAUAUAAAUAAACCUUUGGUAAAUUA